Colias croceus (clouded yellow) is the source of this 1386-nucleotide messenger RNA. RefSeq lists its product as uncharacterized. The record is from RefSeq and is a predicted model, not a curated record. The transcript is spliced from 7 exons. Gene Ontology annotation, cellular component: nucleus. Gene Ontology annotation, molecular function: DNA binding; transcription corepressor activity. Gene Ontology annotation, biological process: negative regulation of Notch signaling pathway; positive regulation of neuron differentiation. NCBI's taxonomy places the organism in Eukaryota, Metazoa, Arthropoda, Insecta, Lepidoptera, Pieridae. The coding region runs from base 1 to 1329 and encodes 442 amino acids.
AUGGCGCAAAGACUGUGGCUCCUCGUCGAAUGGGUAGAUGAACGUAACGUAUUCUCAAAUUAUGGUGUUGUUAAUGCUGCUUCCUUGAUAACUGAAGAUAAUGACUUGCAUACGGGCAAAAUUGUUCUAGUACGGGAUAGGCACAAUGGUAUUACUAGGAGAGGACAAGUACUACGGAUAUCGGAUACCAAGCGAUACGUAAAAGAAUUGAAAGUAAUGUUAGAAAGACAAGACAAUCAAGUGAAGAAUGUUCUAUCAUUAUGUAUGAAUACAAUCAAGGAAAUGAAAACUGGGACAUUGUAUAACAUGGGCGGAAAUCAUUCUUCUCAAAUGAACUCAAGCAGUCACGUGCUACAAGGAAACAACAUUGACAGCAGCGAUAGUGAAACUGAUCCAGAGGGUAACUCAGAACUUAACUUCACACAAUCCUCCAUCAAGUUUAACUCAGCUCAAAACCGAGCUGAAUCAUUCAUGAAUAACCCACUUAUUCGUACGCUACAUGAAAAAUCUCUAAACCGCCGAUCCUUAGCUAGCAGCACACCUCUUCCUCCACGACAUACCAACGAAAUUACAAAAUUAACAUUCGAUCAAGCAACACAAACAGAUGCCGUCCCGCCUCCCGCAGAAAAAAUUGCGGAGUUAGAAGGAGUGAUAAAAACACUGUAUAAACAAUUUUUAAAUUUGACGAACAAUUUAGAAAACCUCGAUGCACAAUCCCUUUCGACAGUCAGAACGUCAGAAGAGAGAUUUUCGGAAGUUGAAUUACCACAGGGAGAUGCGUCUACGUCUGAAGUCCAUAACGCGUCAAGCUCUAAAACCGAUGAGGGUAGAAGAAGUCUUACCGGUAUAAAAGUUAGAAGAGCUUCUGCGCAGACAACAAAUACGUCUUGCAAUGAUUUAUUAUCUGUGGAGAAUACUGUAGAUAUGGUACCAAUUGGAAGCGGCAAAGUGACGGUACCAGCGAGGCUAUUAAAGGAAAUAGAUUGGACUUCGCACACGUCAGCGACUAGGCAAUUACUGCAAGCCGUUUUUCCAAGAAAAGUCUUAGCAACGCAUUCGCUGACCGGUAAGCAGUCCCCCGCAUUCGCUGACAAACCUGCAAAGAAAUGUCUGGAUCCUAAUAUGGUGGACGAUAUUGUUAACACGGUGUCUGAGCGAUGCAAUGUUCCCAAGAGAAUAGUUAGAGGCUGCAUAACAACGAAGUGCACGGAUGAAGCCAAACUUUAUCGAAAUCGUCUGAUGUUUAAAAACUCCCGUCAACAUCAGAACCAAGAAAACCAGCCACCAUCGCCUGGGUCUUCAAACGAAUGUGCAAAUGCAAGAGAAUAAAUAAAUAUAAUAUCACCAAAAUAUAACAAUUAUAUUUGGACAUUUUUAAAUAAUUAA